Amborella trichopoda is the source of this 3266-nucleotide messenger RNA. RefSeq names its product alpha-mannosidase. Lineage: Eukaryota; Viridiplantae; Streptophyta; Magnoliopsida; Amborellales; Amborellaceae. The record is from RefSeq and is a predicted model, not a curated record. Gene Ontology annotation, molecular function: alpha-mannosidase activity; carbohydrate binding. Gene Ontology annotation, biological process: mannose metabolic process.
AGAGAGAGAGAGAGAGAGAGAGACCCACUCUCACCCUGUGGUCAUCUGAAAAUGGUGGUGGUGCGGAGGUUGCUUCUUGUUGUGUUAUUGGUUGCUUUACUGGAUUGUGGUCAUGGGGCGUACAUUACAUACAACACGAGUGCUGGCCCUGUAAAAGGCAAGCUCAACGUGCAUUUGGUUGCACAUUCACAUGAUGACGUUGGUUGGCUCAAGACCAUUGAUCAAUACUAUGUUGGUUCAAAUAACAGUAUUCAGGGUGCUUGUGUGAGGAAUGUGCUCGAUUCCGUCAUUGUUUCGUUGGUUAAUGAUCCCAAUAGGAAGUUUGUCUUUGCCGAACAAGCAUUCUUUCAGAGAUGGUGGGUUGAACAAUGUGCAGCAGUGCAAGAACAAGUGAAGAAAUUGGUGGAUUCUGGCCAAUUGGAGUUUAUAAAUGGUGGUUGGUGUAUGCACGAUGAAGCAACAUGUCAUUACAUUGACAUGAUUGACCAGACAACUCUGGGUCAUCGUUUGAUAAAGAAGCAAUUUAACAAGGUCCCACGUGUUGGAUGGCAAAUUGAUCCUUUCGGGCACUCAGCAGUGCAAGCAUACUUGUUUGGGGCAGAGCUUGGUUUCGACUCUCUAUAUUUUGCAAGGAUCGAUUACCAGGAUAGAGAAAAGCGUAAAGACGAGAAGUCUCUAGAAGUUAUAUGGAGAGGGUCAAAGACUUUUGGAUCAUCAUCUCAAAUUUUCACGGGAGCCUUUCCCAUUCACUAUGGUCCUCCAACUGGUUUCCACUUUGAAGUCAAUGAUGAUUCUGCUCCUAUACAGGAUGAUCCUCUCUUAUAUGAUAACAAUAUAGCACAACGUGUUAAUGAUUUUAUUGAUGCUGCCACAACUCAAGUAAAUGUGACACGUACAAACCAUAUCAUGUGGACAAUGGGUGAUGACUUCCAAUACCAAUAUGCUGAGUCUUGGUUCAAGCAAAUGGACAAAUUCAUCCACUAUGUGAACAAGGAUGGCAGAGUCAAUGCCUUCUAUUCUACUCCUUCUAUCUACACUGAUACUAAAAAUGCUGAGAAUGAAUCAUGGCCAUUGAAGACUGAUGAUUAUUUUCCUUAUGCAGACCGAGCAAAUGCUUAUUGGACUGGAUAUUUCACCAGUAGGCCAGCACUCAAACGAUAUGUCCGUAUGCUAAGUGGAUAUUUUCUGGCAGCACGACAACUUGAAUUUUUUGCUGGGAGGAAUUCAUCUAGUGUGAGCACUUAUAGCUUAGGAGACUCUCUGGGAUUGCAGCAUCAUGAUGCUAUCACGGGUACGGCUAAACAGCACACAACGAAUGAUUAUGCAAAACGACUUGCUAUAGGAGCAUCAGAGUCAGAGAUGGUUGUGAGCUUAGCUCUUUCAUGCCUUACUGGUUCUGGAUCAAAGAAAGGAUGUCCAGCUUCGGCAUCAACAUUCCGCCAGUGUCACUUGCUUAACAUAAGCUAUUGUCCUCCAACAGAGGAUUUAAUUCCUGAAAGAAAGAGCUUGGUUCUAGUGGCAUACAAUCCCCUUGGUUGGAGUCGCAACGAGAUCGUCCGAAUUCCGGUAAACAAUGAUCGUCUUGUUGUACGGGAUUCUAGUGGGAAGAUGAUUGAGGCACAAUAUGUAGAAGUUGAUAAUACUACGAGCAGAUUAAGGAGCUUAUACACAAAGGCAUAUCUGGGAGUACCUUCUAACAAAGUCCCAAAAUAUUGGCUUUUGUUUCAAGCCUCGGUGCCAUCAUUGGGAUGGAGCACCUACUUUAUUUCCAGUUCUGGAAAUAGAUCCACCGUGUAUAGACCAGGAAUGGACCCUUUGAAAAAUGGGACAAUUGAGAUUGGUCAAGGGGCUGUGAAGAUGACUUUCUCAUCAGUGUCCGGACAGCUUCAACACAUGUCUAAUAAAAGAACUGGAGUGGAUGUACCUGUUCAACAGAGCUAUCUAUGGUAUGGUUCAAGCGGUGGGGACCAGGACCCACAGGCAUCCGGUGCGUACAUAUUCCGGCCAAAUGGUUCUCCUCCAACAGUUGCCUCUAGAUUGGUACCAUUGAAGAUUCUUAGGGGACCAGUAAUGGAUGAAGUGUAUCAACAAUUUAACCCAUGGAUCUCUCAGGUGAUUAGACUUUUCAAAGACAUGGAGCAUGCUGAAGUUGAAUUCACUAUUGGUCCUAUUCCCACGGAUGAUGGUGUUGGAAAGGAGGUCAUCUCUCAGAUCACAGCAAAUAUGGCAACCAACAAGGUGUUUUAUACAGAUUCCAAUGGGAGAGAUUUUCUAAGACGGGUGCGGGAUUCUCGACCAGAUUGGUCUUUACAAGUUAAUCAACCUGUAGCAGGGAACUACUAUCCACUUAAUCUUGGAAUAUUUAUGGAGGAUGAUAAGUCAGAGCUCUCGAUAUUGGUAGAUCGAGCCACUGGCGGUGCAAGUAUUCGAGAUGGCGAACUUGAAAUUAUGCUUCACAGACGUAUGAUCUUCGAUGACUCUCGAGGAGUUGGAGAAGCACUUGAUGAGAAUGUUUGCAUGGAAGAUUUUUGCGAGGGACUGACGGUUCGAGGACAUUAUUACAUGAGUAUUGACCCUUUAGGGUCAGGAGCACGAUGGCGUCGAACAACCGGUCAAAAAGUUUACUCACCACUUCUCUUAGCUUUUACUCACGAGGAAGAGCAAAAAUGGAAACAUUCCCACAUCACAAAGGCAACACUUAUGGAUACUGGCUAUGUUCUUCCGACAAAUGUUGCAAUUAUUACCCUUCAGGAAUUGGAAGAUGGAAGUGUGCUUCUCCGGUUGGCUCAUCUGUACGAGGCUGAAGAAGAUGUCGAGUACUCAAAAAUGGCCAAAGUAGAACUGAGAAAGAUUUUCAGAGGAAGGAUGAUAAAUGAAGUGAGGGAGACAAGCCUAUCUACCAACCAAGAGAAAUCUGAGAUGAGGAAGAUGCAGUGGAGAGUGGAAGGCGAUGAUGGUGGGGAGAAACCUGGGCCUUCAAUUAAAGGAGGUCCCAUCAAUGUAGAGACUCUGGUUGUGGAACUGGGUCCCAUGGAAAUCCGCACCUUUCUUUUAAAAUUUAGCUAAGAACCCCAAUAUUCAAAUGUAGCAAAUGCACUUUUAUUCGAUUUAAAUAAGACGAUAGUGUUCAGACUUUGUCUAAUAGUCUUAAAAUAAAUUUUCCUAACCUUUAUUCAUAUCCUUAUUUGUAGUCUAUACAAGGCAGGGUGCUGCAUGAUAUUUUUGUUGAGAAAGAAAUAGAAUAAUCUGCAUAGACUACUUUACUU